Molecule: messenger RNA, 1107 nt
Organism: Lathyrus sativus (Indian pea)
Lineage: Eukaryota; Viridiplantae; Streptophyta; Magnoliopsida; Fabales; Fabaceae
Source: the annotation of a GenBank genome assembly
AUGGCUAAAGAAGGACCUAAUUGGGAUGGAUUGCUCAAAUGGAGUAUUGCAAACUCUGAUGGAACUCGCCCAAAUCGCGAGCUAAGUGAGGAGGAUCGGAAAUGGUUUAUGGAAGCGAUGCAAGCACAGACAGUUGACGUUGUAAAACGUAUGAAAGAGAUCACACUUGUAAUGAAGACUCCUGAGCAAGAAUUGGAAAACCAAGGGGUUACCCCUCAAGAUAUUGAAGAUAUGUUGGAUGAGUUGCAAGAUCAUGUUGAAUCGAUUGAUAUGGCCAAUGAUCUCCACUCAAUUGGUGGCCUGGUUCCUCUUCUUGGUUACCUCAAGAACUCUCAUGCCAAUAUUCGAGCCAAAGCUGCUGAUGUUGUGACAACAAUAGUCCAAAAUAAUCCUCGAAGUCAACAACUUGUUAUGGAAGCGAAUGGCUUUGAACCUCUUGUGUCAAAUUUCAGUUCAGAUCCUGAUGUGAAUUCUCGAGCUAAAGCACUGGGUGCACUAUCUUCACUAAUUCGACACAAUAAGCCCGGUGUCACUGCAUUUCGUCUGGCAAAUGGUUAUGCAGCUUUAAGAGAUGCGCUGAACUCUGAAAAUGUUAGAUUCCAAAGGAAGGCUCUCAACUUGAUACAUUAUUUAUUACAAGAAAACAGUUCAGACUGCAACAUUGUGAAGGAGCUAGGAUUUCCUCGCAUAAUGAUGCACCUUGCUGCCACUAGUGAAGACGUGGAUGUCCGCGAGUCUUCUCUCCGAGGCCUUCUCGAACUCGCCCGGGAUGCAAAAGACAGCUCUGAUAGCUCUUCAGAAGAUAAUGAAAAAAUCAAGCAACUUCUUCAAGAACGAAUAAACUGCAUCGGUUUAAUGUCGGUCGAGGACCUUGAAGCAAUCAGGGAGGAAAGGCUACUUGUAGACUCUCUUUGGAGUACAUGCUUUGACGAACCGUCUUCACUCCGAGAGAGAGGUCUUCUUGUGCUUCCAGGAGAAGAUGCACCUCCUCCUGAUGUUGCUAGCAAACACUUUGAGCCUCCUCUUAGAGCCUCUGCUGGAAACCCUAAUUCCAAGAAGGAUUCCAACAAUGAAAAGAAAAAGGCACCUUUGCUUUUAGGGCCAUGA